Carassius carassius (crucian carp) is the source of this 963-nucleotide messenger RNA. RefSeq names its product paraneoplastic antigen Ma1 homolog. The transcript has a single exon. NCBI's taxonomy places the organism in Eukaryota, Metazoa, Chordata, Actinopteri, Cypriniformes, Cyprinidae. The coding region runs from base 1 to 963 and encodes 320 amino acids. The record is from RefSeq and is a predicted model, not a curated record.
AUGGCAGACAGAGCACAGCUCAUUUCUGAGCUGAAGAGGUGGUGCAGAGGAGAAGGGCUGGAUGAGGCUCAUGGACUGAUGGUGAUAGUCCCACCUGAUGUUGAAAUAGCCCAUAUUGAAGAAGUUGUUCAAACCAUUAAGUGCUUGGGACGUGUGCGUGUCAGAGGCAGGAUGUUUGAUACUACUUUGAGCAGCCUGAUGGUUCUCUGUGAAACUAAGGAGAACCUCACCACUGUAAGCAUUCCCCCUGAAGUGAUGUAUCCUGAGAGUGGAGAAACUUGGCCCCUGGUCACCAUAGCUAGCAACCCAGCCCCUGAAGAGUUUGGUACCAAACUGAAAGUGCUGUUAGAGACUGAGGGAAAGACUAUGGAUGAUCUUAAGGCCCUGCUCUCUAGCCCUCAACCACCCACUAACUCUACUGAAUCCAUCUUAAAGGCGGUGGGAGAUCUGUUGGAGAAAACCAGUAAACCUCCUGCUGAAGGUGGGUACCGUCGUCUACGCAUUUUCUCAGGACUUCUGCCAGUUCCACCUGGGGAGGAGCAGUUUGAUCACUGGCUUGAGCAGGCAUGGCUCAUGGUGGAGGAGAGCGAAUGCAUGGAGAGAGAAAAAAGGCGCAGGCUGAUGGAAUGUUUAAGAGGACCAGCACUAGAAGUAGUUAAGGCUGUAAGAGACUCUCAUCCUGAUUCAAGUCCAGCUGAAUAUCUGGAGGCCUUGGAGAGUGCCUUUGGAACUGCUGAGUCUGGAGAUGAUCUGUAUUUUGCUUUUCGACAGAUGUACCAGCAACCAGGGGAGAAGUUGUCUGAUUUCCUUAGAUGCCUGGAGCGGUGUCUGUCUAAAGUUGUUCAGAGAAAAGGCAUUUUGCCCAGCAACAAGGACAAAGCCCGUUUGUCUCAACUACUGAAAGGCGCUGUCGCCUCUAAACUUGAUGCUAAUUCAGUUAAGAUUAAGGGAGAGGAAGGAUAA